GGCCUGUUUCAGGCAGCGGAGGAGGAGGAAGAGAUGGACCCCCCGGACUCGGCCUCGAGCGUCUUCUGCACCCGCAUCCUGAGCAUGGUGAACACAGACGACGUCAACGCCAUCAUCUUGGCGCAGAAGAACAUGCUGGACCGCUUCGAGAAGACCAACGAGAUGCUGCUGAACUUCAACAGCCUGUCCAGCGCGCGCUUGCAGCACAUGAGCGAGCGCUUCCUGCACCACACCAGGACCCUGGUGGAGAUGAAGCGGGACCUGGACAGCAUCUUCCGCCGCAUCAGGACGCUGAAGGGCAAGCUGGCGAGGCAGCACCCCGAGGCCUUCAGCCAUGUCCCAGAGGCGUCCCUCCUGGAGGACGAGGACGAAGACCCCAUCCCCCCCAGCACCACGACCACCAUCGCCACCUCGGAGCAGAGCACGGGCUCCUGUGACACCAGCCCGGACACCGUCUCGCCCUCCCUCAGCCCCGGCUUCGAGGACCUGUCCCACGUCCGGCCCAGCUCCCCUGCCGUCAACGGCCGCAGCCAGACAGACGACGAGGACGUGCCGGGCGAGUAGCCCUGCCUCCCAGCGCCGCCCAGGCCCCUCGGAGCAGUGGUGACCUUCCCCAGCCGUCUGAGGUGGCCUCACGAUCAUCAGCUCUGCCACCCUGUUCUGUCGGCUCGGGCUCCUGGCGGGGGACAGGGCUCCCUUCCAAGGAGUGUGGAAUCCGGGGAGGGGGGGGUCUUUAAUUCCAGCCCCCUCCUCCCUCAGAAUGUCUGUCUGCUGCAGCCCCCUCUGUCCCGCCCGGGCACGGCCACCCACGCAGAGUACAAGGGAGCUUUUCCUAGAGCCAGGCCUGAGGUCUGCCCUUGAUACCCACAUCCCCCGAGGCCAGAGCCCGACGUCUCCCGCCUCCCGGUCAGGACCUCCUUGGGGUGAACAAGCACCGUGGUCACGUCCGAGCUCACCCCAGCCCACUCCUGCACCCACUAAUUCUGGCUUCCUGGACCCUUCCGUCAACAGAAGUAUGGAAUACUUUCUCCAGUUGGUGUCUCGAGGAGGUUUCUGAGACAGGUAGAAGGCUCGAGCCGGAGGCCGACCGUCCAUCCAGCCCUGGGCCUCGCGAGGCCUGUGUGGGUAAGAGCAGAGGUGCGGAACCUCAGGGCCCGGCAGGCCUCUCCCGGGGCCUCCACGGAGCAAGCCGAGCCACCUUGGGAAAGAGUUUAGCGGAAUAUUUUUGUACCCGAUGUUUACGGAUGCUGUUGUGGGAAGUUAUCAAUAAAAAGACUCUGUUACUGAAAAG
This is a messenger RNA of Microcebus murinus (gray mouse lemur), 1291 nucleotides long. NCBI's taxonomy places the organism in Eukaryota, Metazoa, Chordata, Mammalia, Primates, Cheirogaleidae. The record is from RefSeq and is a predicted model, not a curated record.